AUGGCUCACGCCACGCUGAGGAAGGCGAAGAGAGGCCACGGAGAACUGGCCGGCCACAGGGGCGAAGCGAAGCUCUCCGUGGUGAGCCCUGGGGGCGAUGCCGGCGGGACCUUGGUCCCGGUAGGUUCAACCCAGCCGAGACUAAUCAAGGGAGGAGUAGUUGCCGACCGACCAGGGCUGCGAGUGACGUCAGUACCUUCUAACGGACCGCUGUGGCGUACUACGGGUAAACGUAAGUCCAGAAGACUUGUUCUUCUGGCAAAGGUCCCAGGAAACCACAUGUCCAAAGAUAAAUCCGGCACCGUCUUACCCGGCCAGUGGCCUACCCUGUUUCGGAUUGACAGGGAAAUCCCUGGUCGGGAGACGCUAAAGACAAUGGAUUCUUUUUUCAAACAACCAACCGAGGCGAGGAAGGAGGGAGCGGUACGUGGACGACCGAGUGGGAGAGGCACCCGAGGUCGUACGGCGGUCAGGGGCAUCACCUGGCCACCUAGCGACAGUGGAGGCGAAGCUGGGGUCUCGGCCCUAGCCACCACGUCGGAAGCCGUAGGCGCGAAGGAGGCGCAGGAGACGGAAGGUGCAGGGGAACGCCACACAUCCCCGCAGCAGCAGCGUGAGCAGCUGCGCUGUAAGCGCAAGGGGGCGGAGCUGACCCCACCCGCGUUGCUGGCGGCCUCGGACGAGGAGCUAUUCAUACCGCGCAAGCCCGAGGGUUCCGGGGAAGGGACUCCGCGGGUGACAACGGUGCAAAUGGCAGGGCAGCGGCCAGGGAGCCCGAUUCAAACGGAAGAAGAGGAGGAGGAACGCGAACGCCUCGGCGCCCGACCUAAGGGCAAGAAGAGGCGCACUGCGGCGAGCAGAACAACGUGCCCUGAGGACGACUCGGAGGCCUGGGAAGCUGGCUCGGAACGUAGCGUCCAUGGAAACAGGGGGAAGGCCGGUAUUCCCUCAACGGUGGGGGAAAGAGGUGGGACUGCGUUCGACUCCCCGGAGGAGACCCCGCAGGGUGUGGGCCUUAUCGAGCACAGGGUCAUGUCGGCGGCCGACCUCGGCGCCCUUAUCAGGGAAUGGCUUGAUGAGAUUGAUGACAUCAGGAUCAGGUGUAGGUCCAUGCAGGGGAAGCUAAGCGGUGAUAUGAAGAAAAGGGUGGCAUGGGCUAGGCAGGCCCUUCUCACGCUCACCUGCAAAGCGGAGGGAGCAAGCGAGCCAUCGCUUCUGCAGACCCGAAACUCGGAACUGGAAGCCCAGUUGCAGAAGGCCCACAGGGAGAGAGACGAGCUCCGGCGGAAGCUGGAGGAACGCCAGCAGGAGGUAGGCAGGCCCUAUACCGACCUGCAGCGCCGUAGUGCGGGCACGUAUGCCCAGGCCGCAGGUGGGAGCCCUUCGGACACACCCGGUGGCCGGACAACAAGGGACCCCAACCGAACAGGUACCCUCGACUUGGCGGCAGCCAGGAGGGGGGCUGAGACCGCCAGCGAGGGGCCACCGACGGCCACGUCAGCUGGUGCCUCCGAGUUCGAACUCCGCCUGACGGGGUCCGAACUGAGGAUGGUGCCGGAUGGCGACAGGGCCAUAAGCGAAGAGCUGGCCAGGCAGUCCGCUGCCCUGAAGGAGGUACGGAACGAGGUCAGCAGGAUCUCUCGCAUGCUCCUCAGUGACGGCAACGGAGAAGGAAGGGCUGGUCGAAGAGCCGGUGCUCCCGCGAGAAGCACCAGCGACGCACAGACCGUACCCGACGAACCCGCAGUGCUACUCAGCACGGCGCAAGCCACGGAGGGUGGCAGCCAGACAACCUCGGCCACCCUGGGGGGUGUACAAGAGCCCAUGGAAACCGGUGAGGAGGUCUGGGUAGAGGUGGGCACUACUGGAGGAAAGAAGAGUAGGAGCAAGCCCACGGAUGGAAGGGCCCGGGAACCCGGAAAGACCCCGACAGGGCCUCCGCAUAACGCUACAACGGCGACGGAGGCGCGCACAAACGGGGAGAAAUCCCAGGUGCCCCGCCGCAGGGCACCAAGGACAGCUGCAGUAGCGAUCAAGGCCAAAGACAAGGGCCCGGGCUACGCAGAGAUAUUGAAGUUCUCCCGCGGGAGGGUCGAACUUGCCGACCUGGGCAUUGGGGAGACGAGGCUGCGACGAGCGGCCAAUGGGGGGGUCCUUAUCGAGAUCCCCGGCCCGGACAACUCCAAGAAAGCGGAUAGCCUAGCAGCGGAGCUGUCCACCGUGAUCGGCGAAAAAUACGGCGAUGCGGUCCUGGUGACAAGGCCCGUCGUCAAGGGAGAACUAAGGGUCCAGGGCCUGGACGACUCGGUGUCCACCGAGGAACUGACAGGCGUCAUUGCGGGACUGGGGGGUUGCGAUCCGGGGGAAGUCCGUACUGGAGCCCCGAGGAGACUACCUAACGGACUUUUCAGUGCAUGGGUCCAGUGCCCCCUAAGGGCUGCUUCAGCGGUGGCGGCCAAGGGCAAGUUCAGGGGAGCGCAUGUAGGGCCACAACGGCGCGUGGCGCUGCCUGCUACAGGUGCGGCGCUGAUGGCCACCGGGCACGUGACUGCACGGCCGCCCCUAAAUGCGCGGUCUGCGAGGGGAAGGGAAGAAGCAGCGCGCACAGGAUGGGUUCAGCGCGCUGUUCAACUGCGAUGGAGCGGGGUCGGGGGCCCGCGUUUAAAGAAAGCGAGAAUGGCCAGGUUUCUCCAAAUCAACCUGAACCGUAGCCGUGGGGCCCAAGACCUGCUGAGCCAGUCUGUUCUGGAGGGGGGGGUUGAUGUGUGCCUUAUCACAGAGCCUCACACCGUCCCGCCCGCGGGCAGCUGGCUGGGCAGCGUGGACGGCCUAGCGGCCGUUCACUGGCGGACGGAUGGACACACAAACGGGUGUGCGCUACUGAGGAGGGGAAGGGGAUACGUCGUCGUCAGAUGCGGAGACAUAGUCCUCGUAUCCGUAUACAUAUCCCCUAACGUUUCCCUGGAUGAGUACUCCGCAUACCUGGACGACCUAACGUCGGCUAUCCAGUCGACGGGGGCCAAUGGCAGGGGGGUUGUAGUUGGAGGCGACUUCAACGGGCGAUCUAGGAUGUGGGACCCCAGCGGGGUAAAUCAGAGGGGGGAACUCCUGGAGGGGUGGGCAGCGUCGUGCGGCCUGUGCCUACAUAACGACGGCAGGACACCAACGUGCGUCAGACCGCAAGGAUCGUCCGUGGUGGACCUGACGUGGACAACGCCGAGUUUGGUACCAAUGGUCCAAGAGUGGCGGGUCCUGGAGGACAGGGAGUCACUCUCCGACCAUCGGUACAUCACCUUUAGGAUCGGCAGCUCUGGACGCGGAGGACAUAGGGGUAGGGCAAGUCACGCGCGAUGGAGCUGGAGCAGGUUCGACCCCAGCCGGUUUGCCGAAGCUUUAGCGCCUGCACUCGCCUGGGGCCCGACGGGAAGGGACCGGGAAACAGCGUCAAGCCUGACGGCCUGGGUCGAACGGACCAUGUCCGAGGCGUGCGACGCGGCUGCCCCGCGGGCACGUAACAGGGGCCGCAGAAAGGCGGCAUUCUGGUGGAACGAGGAGCUAGCCGCCAUGCGAAGGGCGUGCGUGGUAGCCAGGAGGCGUCUCACCAGGGCAAGGCGGACCGCUGGCAACUCCUCCUCGCAGGAGAUGGAGGACGCCUACCGGACCGCGAAGAAGAGGUUUCGGGACAGCAUUAAGGCGGCUAAGGCUAGGGCAUGGGAGGACCUCGUGGGUUCCGUGGACUCGGAUCCAUGGGGCCUCCCCUACAAACUAGUGCUGGGCAAGCUCCGGACCUCCCAGAGGGGGUUGACGGAGACUCUGGACGAAGACACCCUGGGAACUCUUCUUGGCGGCCUGUUCCCGAGAGGCGAAAGAUGCGCGCUCAGGUCACUGGAAGGGCUGGACUGGAACGAAGAGUGGAGGGUCACGGACGAAGAGGUCCGGACGGCGAUCAGGAGGGGUAGUGCACGCAACGUCGCCCCGGGGCCGGAUGGCAUCAGGGUGGCAGCCUGGUCCAAGGUCCCGGAAGAAAUGGUCGCGCUCGUUGCGCGUAGCUUCACUCUCUGCCUAAGGAAGGGGACCGUACCGCGGUCAUGGAAAAGGGCCCGACUGGCUCUGAUCCCCAAGGGGGGCGCACCAGAUGGGCCGAUCCCAAAAGUGAGGCCGAUCUGCAUCCUCAACGAGCUGGGGAAAACCUUCGAGAGGGUCCUUGUAGGUCGGCUAGGAGGAUGGGUCGAGGAAAACGCCAGACCCCGCCUCUCGGAGGACCAGUAUGGCUUCCGGGAAGGAAGAGCAACCAGCGACGCACUGAUAAGGGUGCGCCGCUUCGUCGAGAACGCCACAAAAAAGGGGGGCUGUGCGCUGGCCGUGUCGUUGGAUAUUGCCAACGCAUUCAACAGCCUCCCGUGGCCGGUUAUUGGUUGGGCGCUUAGCGAUAAGGAGGUACCUGAGUACCUGCAGCGGGUGCUGCAGGCGUACUUGAGUGACAGGUACAUUGAGUACCCCGAUAGCAGCGGCGAAAUCCGGAGUAUGGAGGUGACCGCUGGGGUCCCACAGGGGUCAGUACUUGGCCCUCUGCUGUGGAAUCUGACCUUCGAUGAGGUACUGCGGACUGGGGGGGAGACGGGCUGUGCUGUGGUCUGCUACGCAGACGACACACUAGUGUUGAGCUCCGCAGAGGAGCCGUCGACGACGGUAGCCCUGGCGAACACCCUAAUAGCAAGGGUAUGUAGGGUUAUAGCGCGCCUCGGCUUAACGGUGGCAGCGGCCAAGACGGAGGCCGUCCUAUUCAGGCAGAAACGAAGGGGAGGCAUCGUGACCGCCCCGGACGUUAGGGUCGGUGGAAAGGUCGUACCGUUGACGGGAUCGAUGAAGUAUUUAGGGGUGCGGCUGGACCCGCACCUGUCCUUCAGGGGGCACUUUCAAGCCUUGGACGCCAGGCUGGGUGCAGUGACAAGGGCGCUAGGGCGGCUGAUGCCCAACCUGAGGGGGCCAUCCGAGGCAAGACGCCGACUUUAUGGAGGUACAAUGUCCUCGGUGCUUCUAUACGGGGCACCCGUGUGGGGGGACGUCGCAGAAGCGUCAAAGCCGAUCAGGCGGGGGAUUGAAAAGUUCCAAAGAAGGAUCUGCGCGAGGGUCGUCGCGGCAUACCGGACGGCAUCGUUUACCGCAGUGACGCUCCUGGCAAGAUCACCUCCGCUCUACCUGGUGGCCGGGGCGUACUCACGGGCGUUUGCCAGGAUUUGCCGCUCCCGGCGGGAUGGGACAUGGUCUCAGGGGCUCUCCAAGGCCAUCAAGGAGGAAGAGCUGGGGACAGCGCGGGAGAGAUGGAAAAGGUCUCUCGAAGGGCCAAGCCUCCCCAGUAGCAGGCUGAGGAGGGCUAUUCUGGCGAACUGGGAGGGGUGGCUUGACAGAAGACAUGGCAACCUCACUUUCAGGGUGACCCAGCUGCCGACAGGUCACGGCUGUUUCGCCGAAUUCCUAAACAGGAUCGGAAGAGCAGAGGAGCCGACCUGCUGGCACUGUGAGGAGGCGGUGGACACAGCGAGCCACACGCUAGAGGACUGUACCGCCUGGGAGGGGGAGAGAAACGCCCUACGCGAGACCAUUGGGGACGAUCUCACCCUUGACGGGGUGAUCCGGGGAAUGGUAUCGUCAGAAGAUGGGUGGGCAGCGGUUACCCGCUUUGCGGAGCGGGUAAUGGCUGCCAAGGAACGGGUAGAAAGGGAGCGACAGCACUCGGCAGCGCUAUCGGGACGCAGACGGGCUGGGCGCCCACGCGCUAGAGAACGCGACGAGGGCGAACACGGGUAG
This is a messenger RNA of Diprion similis, 5808 nucleotides long. RefSeq lists its product as uncharacterized. NCBI's taxonomy places the organism in Eukaryota, Metazoa, Arthropoda, Insecta, Hymenoptera, Diprionidae. The record is from RefSeq and is a predicted model, not a curated record. The coding region runs from base 1 to 5808 and encodes 1935 amino acids. The transcript is spliced from 6 exons. Gene Ontology annotation, molecular function: catalytic activity.